UAGACCGUUCGUCUCCACUACAGCAGAUGGCACUGUCAUGUCAGCACGACGAGGACGAAACAUUACGCCUGACGUCAUGACGCUUCUUUAACUUUGAGCGGGGAAAUAUUGAAACGGACGGAGCGCCGCGAUCUGAGGAAUUUCUACUUUUCAGCGAAAUGUCGAAACGAAAGCAGUUUCUGGACUCUGUCCAUCAUGAGCACGUCCAGGAUUUUCUGAACUUCAUCAGAUUACAUAAGGAUGGAGCAGAUCCGUUUGACCUGACAGAGGUUUUGGCGGAGCUGCAGAGGAGUCAGAGGCAGGAGCUGUGGGAGAGACAGCUGAAGUUACUGCAGCACAGCCUCACUGCUUACCCUCCAGAGCGCUGGAUCACCGGGGCUGAGGAGGAUGCGGGCGACAUGGAGGUGGAGAUUUCUGAGGAACAGAUACAAACCAUGGCAGUAAUAGAGGGUGUCACCAUUGUGUCUACAGUUUCUGUAGACAUUUUGCAGGAAAAUGACACUUAUACCUCUCUUCUCAACUGUGCCCAUAUGCUAAACUGUAUAGAGAGUGCUUUGCCACUGUCUCACACACCCCUCCAGCAGGCUAUUCAUUGGCUGUUUGAAUGCUGGUGGAAGCGGGAUCUCAAUGGGAAAGAGGAGCUUGGUUGGACUGCUUUCCUUGUCUGUUUGGAGAACACCGUUACACUUGAGAAACCGGUCAGUGAGCUCAGAAGGCUCUGUACUCUGCGAGAGGUACUUCUCAGUGUGGACUUUGCAUCUGAAAGAGGUCAGCAGGUCAUUGAUCCUCUGCUCCAGUGCUUCUUCAAGGCCUCUCAUAUUAAACAAGAAGAGGGGAAACGGUUCCUCGCCUUCCUUUUUUCUUGGAAUGACAACUUCAUUCGGAUGAUUCAUGAAACUAUUAAGAAUCAGCUGCCGUUUUUCCCAAAAACUCUGUCUGUUCAUGUGGCUGAGAUUUACUUCAGAGCAUGGAGGAAGGCUUCAGGUCCUUCUCUGGAGGAGAUUGAGUCCACCUGCAUCCAGGACUUAAUGCAGAACGCUGUGUUGCUGCACAGAAACUCACCUGUACACAGCAAAGUCAGACAGAUCCUUACUUAUUUCCACAAGCAGAAGUUUCGCGAGGGAAUUGAUGAGAUGCUACACAGACUCUACAAGCCAAUUCUGUGGAAAGCAUUAAAGGCCACUAAUGCCGAGGUUCGUGCCAAUGCCACACUGCUCUUUACUGAGGCUUUUCCCAUCCACGACCCCAGCAUGAGCAGUGAGAUGGUUGACCAAGCUGUUCAGAAACAACUCGAUUUACUGUUUGCUCUCCUUGAUGACCCCCAGCCCCUCGUGCGUUCUUCAGCAGUGCUUGGAGUUUGUUCUGUUCUAGGUCGUUGCUGGGAGGUCAUCCCCUCCACGGUCAUCACUGAUCUCCUGGAGAAGCUCAUCCUGCAACUAGCUAAUGAUACAAGCUCUCCAGAUGUCCGCUGCUCCGUCUUCAUGUGCAUGUCUAUAAUUCUGGAUAACAGUUUAAGCCAUCCACUCAUGGAAAAACUGUUGCCUGCAUUGAAGAGCAGCCUCCAUGACAGCUCUGAAAAGGUGCGUGUUGCCUUUGUGGGCAUGCUCCUCAAGAUCAAGGGUGUACGGGCAGCCAAGUUUUGGAAAGUUUGUUCCCUUGAGCACCUGCUGGCUCGAUUGGAGAUGGACUCUCCUCCUGUCUCUAAACGAAUUGUCAACCUCCUUUUCAACUCAUUCUUUCCAGUCAACCAACCAGAGACUGUCUGGUGUGAGCGAUGCGUCACCCUGAUUCAAACAAAUCCUGGAGCUGCUCGCAAGUUUUACCAGCAUGCCUAUCUGUACACGGCUCCUGCUAAUAUAGUCAAGCUGAUGCUGGUGAUCCGAAAGUGUCUGAAUGUGUGCAUUCAAAAUGCAGGAGAUGAUGAAUUUGCAUCUAGCAAUAAAGAAAACAGCACGAUGUUGGAGGAUGUUCUCUCAGUGCAGGACACUGCCUCCAUGGCCAGCCUGCUGGAGAUCCUCGUCAUUCUGUGGAAAAGUGUUCAGAAAUCACUCAUGGCUAACCAAGAGGCCUUCAAGUACACCACAUCAAAGUUUGCAUCUGUUCUGCCCCAGUAUCUUAAAAUCUUUCAGGAGGAGCGGUGUAAAGCCCCUCUCAUUCUUCUAGCCUCUCUACUUCCUGCCACUGCUGUUCCAGCUCUGAGGAGUAAAGUGAUGUCUAACUUGAGGAGUUUGAAAGCGGGCACCGCUGUGGCGGCAUACAGUCAGUCGGUGGAGUGUGUCUGUAGCUGGGGGCAGAUCAGCCAUAUUGUGGAGCUGAUAGAGAACUGGCUCACGGAGGCCGCACCUGUGAAAGUGCAGGGUGAUGAAGAUACGACGGGCAAAGUGCAUUUUGAUGGGCUAGAUGAGUCAAAGCCAGAUCUGGGCCUGGACUAUCUGGAUUAUCUGCUCCUGCGCCCUAAAACACGAGACUGCCUUCUCACGCUGCCGCUGGAUCAGAUCAGACCACUCCAUAAAGCCCUCAACAAAUGGAAGUUGCUGCUAUUCUCCUCUCUGAGUGGAUCAGAGGUCAGUGGGGCAGUCAUAGAGACAGCACUGAGAGCUUUUGUCGUCCACGGCAGACUUAGUAUCCACCUUCAACACAAAUACCCAGAGGAGCGGGAGUUCCUCAAAUCCCUGGAGCAAUCUGUGUCCUGGGUAGAGAAGAAAGUGCUUCCUUUCCUGGCUAACUCCAGCAGUGAGCAACAGCUGUAUUUAAGCAGGAAGACAGUAGAAAGUUCUUUAACGGUGUGCAAGAAUGUGCUGCAGGUUUCUGUAGGAGACAAUGAUUUCAGAGACCACUUACUGCAGCAUGUUGCCUCUGUACUGCAGACAGAGAAAGGAUACAUAUGCACUCCUCAUGUGCUUGCUCUGCUUACUGAGGUGGCACAGGGCUGCCUUUCCCAUAAAGCUGAGGGGCAGGAAGAUCAACUGUCACUCACUAUUCGCAUUUUGACCAACAUCUUCCAGAAAAUUGUGGAGAUCAUAGCACAUCGACUGCGUAAAGACAAGGAAGAGGGUCAGGAGCUGUGUGUCUCUUCUGAAGAAGCUCUCCAUGACUUCCUGCUGGUGACUAAGUUUACAACUGAGAGGUCAGAGUUUAUCACAGGAGUCUUCUCAUCACUCUGUGCAGCAGUUAUUAUUGAUAUCAGCCGCACCUUGCAGAAGAUCUCUCAUGUGGAAGAGGUGUUGACACCAGAGACAGUUAAUGACCUUCCACCUCUCUCAAACACCAUACUCAAAGUGACGCUCAGAUCUCCUGCUGUUAUCAGGUUUUUUCUGUCUGAAAUGAGCUCCUCUAUAGAGUCAGAGGCUAUUGAUAGUAUCACACAAUGGGCUGCAGUUACACACAUUCUGACCAUCAUCAAACAAUCUGAUGCAUUUGUUGUGGAGUUGAAGGAAAUCGCUGUGUCUGUACGCAGACAAAUACAGAACCAUUACAACAUCUCUGCAGAAAACUCUGACAAUAUUCAGAGGACCGUCUAUGAAUCGACUAUCAUGAUGCUGAAUGACAUCCUAAAUCCAUGCCAAACACCAAACCGUUAAACGGGCAAGCUGAUAGCUAAGAGCUUUUGCAUACUCCCACAAAAUCCAUUAUUCCCUUUUUUGUUUUCUCAUCUUUAUAUUGUUGCAUGUUUUUUGCUUUUUGUUUUUCACUCUACAUAUGGAUGGAUUUGAUAUACAAGGACAUGCACUAUAUAAGCAAGACUUCCAUAAAACUUCAUCUUGGUUCACUAUAAGCAAAGUGCUCAAACUCUCCAUCACCCUUGAUGCUUCGUCAUUUCAUUUUCUUUUGUACAGUUUCAAACAGUUGUGUUCUUGCAUUGCAUUGAUAGGUUGUAAUCUUCUCAAUCUUCUCAAAGUCUUUUAUUUUUAAAACAUUUUAAAACUUUUUAAGUGAAUCUGGUGUCUUAAGAUGAUGAGGUUCUUUAUUUCAUCAAAGGGUCUUUGAUGAAAUAUGUCCCCUCCCAUUUACAUAUUCUGCUUUAUUAUACUUAGAUCCAACUAGAGUGACGUGUUUUCAGAGAUCAUACUUCUACUUUUUCCCUAUCAAACUGUAGAAAUGUACAGACAAGUAAUUACUAAACGUGUCUGAGUUAUGAAUAUAUGAUCGAAAAUUUCUAUACAGUAUCCCAGUCUAAAAUCAUGGUGUGAAAUAAAGAAAAAGCACAUAAAAUUUAGAUUUGUAAAAAAAAAGUGUGGAUUUGUGUUGAAGUUGAGACUAAAUGUUUGGGUGGAUUGACAUCUACCGAUUUGACAGUGACAAUAUUGUUCUUACAAUACUCUUUUUCUCCAUUUUGAUUUCUGCUUUGAUUUUGUUUAUUCACAUAACCGCCCUAUUAAAACUCUCUCCCUUGUUUUAAUUAA
Molecule: messenger RNA, 4403 nt
Organism: Megalobrama amblycephala (Wuchang bream)
Lineage: Eukaryota; Metazoa; Chordata; Actinopteri; Cypriniformes; Xenocyprididae
Gene: ncapg2
Product: non-SMC condensin II complex, subunit G2
Exons: 27
Coding region: 159-3581 (1140 amino acids)
Biological process (GO): mitotic sister chromatid segregation
Cellular component (GO): condensin complex; nucleus
Source: RefSeq, a predicted model, not a curated record